Messenger RNA from Hydra vulgaris (swiftwater hydra), 1887 nucleotides. Its product is annotated as tubulin beta chain. Gene Ontology annotation, biological process: microtubule cytoskeleton organization; mitotic cell cycle. Gene Ontology annotation, cellular component: cytoplasm; microtubule. The record is from RefSeq and is a predicted model, not a curated record. Lineage: Eukaryota; Metazoa; Cnidaria; Hydrozoa; Anthoathecata; Hydridae. Gene Ontology annotation, molecular function: GTP binding; GTPase activity; structural constituent of cytoskeleton.
UCGUCGUUGAGGUGACUAAGAAUUAUAUACAAGUUCGCAUUCGAAGGAUUCACUGAAAGUCUUAUAAAAAUUUGAUGAGUUUAACGUUUCAUUGAAUAGUCUAUUUGAUUGCGAAGCGGGAGGUUCAAAUUUCCUCUAGAAGCUUUAUUUUAUCAGCUGUUUAUUGUUUUUAAAUCUCACCUUUGACCAAAUCAUCAUUUCUUCUUAAUUUGGAAUUAUAAAUAGUCUUUUUUUUCAUGCCAAUAAUAUUGAUUGGAUAUUCAAACAUCACUUUUAAAUUUAUGUUGAUUCUUAAUUAGAGUUUCAAGCAAAAUCUAUUUUUAAAUAAAAAAUCAAGUUUUACCCCCGGAUUUUUGCCAUGGUUUCACAAUAAACGCCAAAACAUUUCAAUAAAAUAUUUAAGAAAUAAUUCUGAACAGAUUUAGUUGAAAAUUUUUACAAUCGAAGAUACUUAAUCAACAUGAGAGAAAUAGUACACGUUCAAGCCGGCCAAUGUGGAAACCAAAUUGGGGCAAAGUUUUGGGAAGUCAUAUCAGAUGAACAUGGUAUUGAUCCGACUGGCAUGUACCAUGGCGAUUCUGAUUUGCAACUAGAAAGAGUAAAUGUUUAUUAUGCUGAAGGAUCAGGAGGAAAGUAUGUUCCAAGAGCAGUUCUUGUUGAUUUGGAACCUGGUACUAUGGACUCCGUUAGAUCCGGUCCAUUUGGCGCAAUUUUUAGACCAGACAAUUUUGUUUUUGGACAAAGUGGUGCUGGAAAUAAUUGGGCUAAAGGCCAUUAUACUGAAGGUGCAGAACUUGUGGACGCUGUUUUAGAUGUUGUUAGAAAAGAGGCUGAAAGUUGUGAUUGUCUGCAAGGUUUUCAGUUGACACACUCUCUUGGUGGGGGAACAGGUUCAGGAAUGGGCACAUUGUUAAUUUCUAAAAUUCGCGAGGAAUACCCGGAUCGAAUCAUGAACACAUUUAGCGUUGUACCAUCUCCUAAAGUAUCAGACACUGUAGUAGAACCUUAUAAUGCUACCCUCUCCGUCCAUCAGUUAGUUGAGAAUACAGAUGAAACUUUUUGCAUUGACAAUGAAGCACUUUACGAUAUAUGUUUCCGAACAUUAAAGUUAGCAACACCUACAUACGGAGACUUAAAUCAUCUUGUGUCUGCAACUAUGAGUGGUGUGACCACUUGUCUUAGAUUUCCUGGACAGCUAAACGCCGAUCUUCGAAAACUGGCCGUAAACAUGGUACCGUUUCCUCGACUUCAUUUCUUUAUGCCUGGAUUUGCACCACUCACAAGUCGCGGCUCUCAACAAUACCGCGCAUUGACUGUUCCCGAGCUCACACAACAAAUGUUCGACUCUAAAAAUAUGAUGGCAGCAUGUGAUCCUCGUCAUGGUCGAUACUUAACUGUUGCAGCUAUGUUUCGUGGUCGAAUGUCAAUGAAAGAAGUUGAUGAGCAGAUGCUUAAUGUCCAAAACAAGAACAGCUCCUACUUUGUUGAAUGGAUUCCAAAUAACGUCAAAACAGCAGUUUGCGAUAUACCACCACGUGGUUUAAAAAUGUCUGCAACAUUUAUUGGAAAUAGUACUGCUAUUCAAGAACUAUUUAAACGCAUCGGAGAACAGUUUACUGCUAUGUUUCGACGAAAAGCUUUUCUGCAUUGGUACACUGGUGAGGGUAUGGAUGAAAUGGAGUUUACUGAAGCUGAAUCAAACAUGAAUGAUUUGGUUUCGGAGUAUCAACAGUAUCAAGAUGCCACCGCUGAAGAAGAAGGAGAGUUUGAAGAAGAAGAACAAGAAAAUGAAUAAAAUUUAAAUUUGAAUGUCAGUGUUGCACUUAGAUAAAUGUUAUAGAAGCUCUUUGUAAAGUAAUUUCAAUACUAACAACCGAAAGUUUGAAA